This is a messenger RNA of Bacillus rossius redtenbacheri, 8363 nucleotides long. Its product is annotated as proline dehydrogenase 1, mitochondrial-like. The transcript is spliced from 12 exons. The record is from RefSeq and is a predicted model, not a curated record. Bases 101 to 1975 code for a protein of 624 amino acids. NCBI's taxonomy places the organism in Eukaryota, Metazoa, Arthropoda, Insecta, Phasmatodea, Bacillidae. Gene Ontology annotation, molecular function: FAD binding; proline dehydrogenase activity. Gene Ontology annotation, cellular component: mitochondrion.
GACGAUGGUCUCGUAGUCUAUGCAUCUUUGGUUCAGUACUUUCAUUUGAGUGGAAUUCGAUUGUAAAUAUUUUUAAAAAUUAAAAUUUUCGCGUCAAGUAAUGGCUUUUUUGCGUGUUACACGUAAAUGUGUAGUUCAAAAUUGGUUUACGAAUGUAAAUAACUAUGACAGAAUAACGGCAGUUAGUUCCGUUGCUUGUUUUAGUGUUUCUACAUCUAUGAGGAAGUCAUCUGCUGCCGGUGCAAUCAACUACGAUGCGAAAAUUGAAAAUAAUUCGCAAAAUCAGAUUCCAAAGGAUCCUUUAGAUCUUACAUUUUCGGACCCGAUAGCAGCCUUCAAGAGUAAAACAACUUGGGAAGUAUUGAGAGCAUAUAUCGUCUAUAAAAUAUGCUCUUUUGAUUAUGUAGUGGAGAAUAACGCCAAGUUAAUGAAACUUUGCCGUAAUCUAUUGGGAGACAGAGUUUUCAAGCUUUUGAUGCGAUCAACAUUUUAUGGUCACUUUGUUGCUGGAGAAGACACUGUAGCUAUUCGUCCAACACUGGAACGUCUUCGUUCCUUUGGCGUGAAACCAAUUUUGGAUUACUCUGUGGAAGAAGACAUAAGCCAGGAAGAAGCAGAGCGCAGAGAAGAGCUGGGUAGCGUGUCAGAAAUCGGAGAUGAAAAAACACAGGGUACAAUCCCCCAGUACCACAUGUCGAAGUCAUUUGCGGAUCGCCGUUACAAAGUUCAAAGUGCACGUACAUACUUCUAUUUAAAUGAAGCGCAGUGUGAACGUAAUCUAGAAACAUUUGAAGAAUGUCUUGAGAAGGUAUCAGGUGCAACUUAUGGUACUGGAAUUUGUGCUGUUAAGAUGACUGCACUUGGCCGCCCACAAUUGCUGCUACAGUUGUCGGAGGUGAUAAUGCGCACUCGUCAGUACAUGGCAGAAGUUGUCGGUGGUGGAGGCAAUGUGCUGACCCAUCAUGUGCGGCCAGAAGAACUAGAAAAGAAGUUUGAGCAGGCUUGCUUGCUGAAGGAGCAGCCUGUGAAAGAAUUUUUGGACAACAUCACGUAUGACAAGGAAGGAGUAAUCCAUCUCUUCCCAUGGAGUGGCAUCAUUGAUGAAAACCAGCAGCUAAGUGAAACCUUCCGGGUUCCUGAUCUGAAAACGGGUCGUAUGGUGCGCCUUAUUACGCAGCUAUCCUCCAAGGAGGAAGAAAUGUUUCGUAACAUGAUUCGUCGAAUUAACACACUAUGCAAGAUGGCCGCUGCCUUGGAUGUUCGUAUUAUGGUAGAUGCAGAGCAGACAUACUUCCAGCCUGCUAUCUCACGUAUUACACUAGAGAUGAUGCGGAAGUACAACAAGGACAAAGCUGUGGUAUUUAAUACGUAUCAAUGUUACCUGAAGAAUACUUUCAAGGAGACUACAACAGAUCUGGAGCAGGCAAACAGACAGAAUUUCUACUUUGGUGCCAAACUUGUAAGAGGUGCAUACUUGGAACAGGAGAGGGCUAGAGCAGCUGCACUGGGAUAUCCAGACCCCACAUGUAGCUCGUUUGAAGCUACGACUCAGAUGUACCAUGACACACUCGCAGAGUGCCUGCGUCGCAUUAAAGUGCUCAAAGAUACUACACAGCCGAAGAAAAUAGCAAUUAUGGUUGCAAGUCACAAUGAAAAUACUGUUCGAUUUGCCAUUGAAAAAAUGAAGGAAAUCGGCAUUAUGCCAGAGGACAAAGUGAUUUGUUUCGGUCAGUUGCUAGGAAUGUGCGACUACAUUACGUUCCCGCUAGGCCAGUCAGGUUACUCUGCCUACAAGUACAUUCCAUAUGGUCCGAUCAACGAAGUGCUACCAUAUCUUUCUCGCCGUGCUCAAGAAAACAAGGGUGUCCUCAAGAAGAUAAAGAAGGAAAAGUUUUUGCUUAGGACGGAAUUGUUUCGUCGCUUGAAGAUGGGUCAACUUUUUUAUAAACCCAAAGGAAAUUAUGUUCCUGUGUGAGCAGUAAAUGAGAAGAGAUGUAACACAUGUAGUAAGGCAGGCUUAUGAGAUGAAGCGAAAAUUGUUCUCUGUUGUCAUCAGGCAAAACUCAUUUUUGUAAUAAUCACACUUUUCCAGGAUUUUUGGUUUCUUUGUAACUAGAAUAAAUUGUUUUGAUUCAUCAUGGUAGACAAAUAGGAGAAGAAUUCAGUGCAUUUUAAUGAAAAGCAAUAAAUUAAUUGCAGUUGCUGUUACUGUUCAUAAAUGGGAACGUGUGCUGAUAAUAUAUCUUUUAGCCUGGAAGAGUGUUUAUUUGCAUUUUCGGUUACAUGUGGAUAACUCAUGGUCCUAAUGUAAUAUGAAUUGUUGCAAAGUAUCCUGUACAUAAAAAUACGUAUUUUUACUGUUAAAGGAAGAGUGAAAUAUUUGAUCUGUUGUUGAGUUUCUCGUUAAGUGUAGUUUUAUAUUGAAUCUAAUAUAGUUUGUCAUUUUGAUGUGGUUUGAAUGAAAUUUUUUUGUGUGUUGUAUGGAUCGUUAGAUGACACUCAAAUUGAGCAUGAUAGUUGUACAGUCAAGAAUUUGUUUUAUGUAGAAAAGAGUGUUACAAAAGCUCUGAAAUUUAAAAAAAAAAAAAAAAAAAAAGCUGUAUUAGUUAAUAUUAUACAAUCUUUUAUAACAAGUAAUUGGUCCUAGUAGAUAGUGUUUGUAACAUAAUCCCUCCAUCCCCCCCCCCCCUCCCCUCCACCAUGAUAUUUGCUGAACAUGAUAUUCGUGCUUUGGUUUAAAUGUACUUUCACCUUCCCUCUUUUAACGAAAAUUGUGAAACGGUUCUUCAGUUUUACUGUACACUAUGUGCAAUGAAGAGGUACUUAUUCCAUAAUUUGUUCUGUAUUUAUUUAAAACUGAUUUUGAAUGAUUUUUGUCAGUGUAACUUGUGAUUGUUAAUUAAGUAUAGAACACUAUAUCAGAUUAUGGAAUAUUAUAGUUUCUGGAGGAAUAUUAGCUGCGUAGUUAAAAUCCUAUUUAUUGAUGAAAACAUUUGCUUUGAAGAUGGUGAUAUGAUGGAUUUAGCUAUGUUUUUUUAUUUUUCUUAAAACACAGAAAAGGUCAAACAUUUAGACUCUUUUUCAUGAGGAAUUUCUAACAGUGGCCAGCGUAAGACUUUAAUUUGGUCCAUGGGUGAAUUUUUUGAAUGUAAUUAUUUAAGGAUACAAAUCAAUGAGACCUCUGUGCAAAAUUUGGCUUUCAAAACUAAACUAGUUUUUGUACUUGUCUGAAUUGUUAAAAGGGUUAUUUGCUAGCUUAUGAUUUUUAUUACUGUUGUGAUCUGUGGUACUUUUUAGUUCUUCAUUGUACAAAGUUUUAGAAUGUGUGAAUAUCUAUAUGUUUUGUUGUAAAUAUGUAUAGUUUUUAGGAGUAAAAAUAUAUUAAGAUUAUUUACCAAAAUAUGCAAGCACAUCAGAAAUUGAAUAUUGAUAAAUGUUUCAUAAGAAGAAUUGUGUUGCUGAUUUAUAAUUGAUUUAUGAAUUAUGUUCCAGGAAACUAAUUUUUUUUGAAAAUAAGUUAUGUAAUAGUUAUUUUUUCUCACGGAAACAAUGUUAUCUUUCCGGACAUAAAAUCAGGGGCAUGAUUUUUAUGUUUUCCAUCCAAUUUUUUGCUUUAAGCUUGACCUACUUUAACCAUUAUUUAAGGAUGUUCUUCAAACUCCACAUUUUUUUUAUUUACAGGAUUUACUUAAUUUUAAAGUUCAAAAUUUUAAAUUUAAUUUGAAAACAAUUGGAAUCACUCACCAGGUGUUCUAAACUGCUGUUCUUUCAUUUCUUCAACUAUAGACCAGCAGUGUGUUUCUCUUAAACAUACUUGAUUCCAAUCAGAACUGAAAUCACCAUGGGUAAAGUUGCUUGAAGCAUUUCCACCAUACCUUUGGCCAUCUUCCAAUCCUUGGCUGACAGUCCAUCCCUACGGUUUUGUACCAAGGCAGCCCUGUGGCAGAAACUAGGAAAUGUAUUUGUAUUAUUAGUUUUUGUUGCAGAAAAAAUUUAAAUAAUGGGCACAAUUGAUAUGUAAACAAAAUCAGACCAAUAUCAUGAGCAGAACUGGGUCAUGCAUUUAAUUUCAGUUUUGUGUACGCAGUAGACCAAGAUUUUUUUUUGUGAACACUAUGUAGCAAACAAAUUUUAUUUGCUUUCCAAGCAGCAGUGCCUUUGCUCAAACAAACUGUUUAACUUUGUGUCUUGUGUGCAUAUGUGUAAGAAGCACAGAUUAUAUUCUAGCGAUAAAUUAAAGUAUGAACUGGUGUUUAGAGGCUCUUGUGAGGCAUAUUAUAUGUACAUGACAAACAUGAUUUUUCUAUGGAAAAAUAUUCAAGCAUCUUAGAUCAUGUGACUAGCAUUAGUACCCCAUUUUAUGCAUUAUUUACACAAUGAGGCACAAAUUAGCUCCAGUCAUCAUGAUUUUCAACAUCCACUGACAACUUUAUGGGUUUCAAAGUUACAUGGUAAACUUUAAAUAAUUGAACUAAACCUAUGUGUGUGAUUACUUUUUGUUUUAUUUAUUGAUUUACAAAUUUAAAAAAAAAAUUGCUUUCUGUUUAAAAUGUAUCAUUACUUAUACAUACAUAGUUUAGGGCACUUGGGGAUUUAACUAACAGAUUGUUUCUUUAUAGUUUAGAUUUUUCACAAACAUAAUUCAGCAUUAUAGCAGUACCUAUUGUGCUAUGUGGCUAUGUUUAUCGUUGGUUGUUGCUACAGUAUGCAGAAUAUUUAAGGUUUCAUUUGCUGACAUCAUUGUAGCAGAAUUUUUUACUUUAGGAACAUUAAAAAUAUCAGUUACAAAUUCAGGGAAAGUUAUAUAUAUGUAAAUACGGUAAAAUGUCUAGGUAAAUAUAUUCAAGCUCCUAUUACUUGACGGUAAACAUACAUAACCUUUAGAGUUUCCUGAGGUCUCAUUGAUACUCGCAGCAGAACUCUGCCAUGAAAGUAUCCACAUAAUAAAUACCAUGUGUACUGAGGGUAGGUUGUGUACAUAAUUGUUACAUUGAACUUAAGAGUAUUAUAAGCUCAUGUUUCUUGAACAUGGUGGUGACAGUUUUUUGGGUGGUACUGUAUUUUUUGUUAAUGCUGUUUUGUUUCACGAAUUAAAAUGAGUACAUUAUUCUUUGUGUAUUUUGAUAUGAGCUACGGAUGUUCCUCUUUUUGUUAGUAUUAUAUCAAUGAUAGCAGAGAAAAACCUAAAGGUUUUGGUUCUUGGAAAUGUUAGUAUUAUCAAAAGUAGUAAGUUUAUUAGUAUUUUAGCUAUGAAAUUUAAACCGUAAAAUUUGGUUCUUGGCCUAAUGAGUUUUAUAAAUUGUAGUAACCAACUAGUGUUUUAGCCAUGACUGUAGUUUUUCAGUGUAAGCAAUGCCAAUGUUUCUAUUUCUGUAGUUAUAUAUAUAGAUAGGCUUUGUUUAGAUAUACCUCAGAAAACACAGAAACUGGCAUUCAACAUGCAGGUAUAAUUAGUUAGAGCAUUAAUAAUAACUUUUGUGUGAAACUUUGUAAUGGCUGUGUUUAAAACCUUGCCGCAAGAUGUACAACAUUUUUUACUGUCUAAAGUUUAGGUAGUGUGUGUUUUGAAACCCACUUAAUUGAUUUCCCAGCUCUUAGUGUAUUGUAGGGGAGAAGUUGAUGCUUGAUUGUAAAUUUACUGGUGUUUAAGAAGUAUUGUGAACUUUGGUGGUGAAAUUAAUUGUCAUUGAUAGUCAUGUUAUUUUUUUUUAAGUUUGUCUCAAGUUCCUUAUUUAGGAUCAGUAUUAUAAUUUUUUGUGAGUUUCAUAACUAUAUAGUAUCUGUGACUUGUCAGUAAUUAUAAAAUAUCCUUUCUGAGAUUAUGUUAUAAAUGAUGGAUAUAGGAUUUUCAGCUUUAACAGUAGCUAAAUAAAGGUUACUGAGCUCUAAAAAGCUAAGAAGAGCAUUGAAAAGCAUAUUCAAUACGAAAGUUUUUUUUUACUGCUAUGUGCUAAACAGUCAUGCACUUCUAUGGUGAUUUGUAAACUUAAUUUUCAGUUAAUUGUACAAUGUCUCUGUUAUAAUUUAUUUGAAAACAGCAUUUUUUUUAACAUAGUGCCCUUUUGUUAUUAAAUUUACAUUCUGCAAACUGUAGAGUGAAAGUAUGUUCGAAAAAAUUGAUUUGUGGUUUCUAGAGAUUGUUUUAGUGGAUUUUUGGUUUGUUGGUACAUAGAAUAGUAUUAAAACCAUUCAUGAUAAUGAAAUUAAAGAGGAUAGAGCAUUUAAAAUUAUUGAAAUUACAGUAAUUCCUAGCCAACUGCAGUUUUUCAAACCACAAAUUGUAAUUAUCUAUGAAUAUUAUUUUGUGGAUUAUUGUUUCAACCACUGAACAAAAAUUACCUUAUUUACAGUUUUCUGUUUUCAUGAAAUAUCUAUUAUAUGGGUAUUUUACACUGUUUCAUAAAUAAAGUAACAUUUUUCAUUGCUUUUAAUAAACAUUCUUUCAGUCAAUACAUGUUAUUGAAGUUUUUCCAUACAUAUUCGUACAUCAAAGCUAUGUUACAAAAUUUAAUUGACCAUAAUGCUAGUAAAUGAUGUUUCUCUGUAUUUUCACCUCCUUUGCUCCACCAAAAUUGUUAAAGGUAAGUUAAAAUUUUGAAUGUGUUUGCUCACGAGUAGUAUACAUGUCUAUUAGUGCUUUCUUUUAUUGUUAACGUGGGAGAAGUUUAAUUGAUCAUUUAAUAUGGAUUAAAAAAGCCAGUAAGUAACACUUAUAUUGUUUUGUAUCUGCUGUUUAGCUGAAAACCUUAAGUUCCAUCAUUUUUGGGCAAAGUAAGCACAAUAAGUAUUAUUGUAUGUCAAAGCCCAACAAAUGAUAGCAGGGAGAAGAAGCAUAAAGCCUGUAGUGGUUACAGAUUUUUUUAAGUUACAUGUCAAGUUUUUUUUAAAUACAGUAGAACCCUGUUAUAAUGAUUUUCAAGGAGCCAUAAGGGAAAAAAAAAACAUACGCAGGAACACACGUGCAGGAAAUAUCAAUGUAGCACUUGUCAGUGUUUGAAAUUUUUACAAAUGGACUCACCAAGCGAUGCAAAUAAAUAUAAUGUUAAAACCACUGAUGAGUUCACUUGAUGCUCAAAUUUGCUUAACCAAGCCAACAAUUUUUCUACUUCACCAUGCUUCCAGCUUCUAUUUUAUUUGUCUUUAAUGGCAAACUGCCACAAUAUCUGUUAAAACAAUUCACAAUUUGUGAUGACGAACUAAAUUAAACUCUUUAUCAGCAAUAGAAAACACUUUGUUUUUUAUUCUUGUCAUUGCGAAAUAGUUGACUGACUAAAAUAUUGUAGGAAUACAGACAUACAUUUGAAAAAAAAAAAAAAAAACACUCGAAUGGCAAGGAAUGGAAGGAUUUGUAAUUUUCUUUCUUCAGACAAGGGUGCCAACAGACAUUUAACUGUGAACAUUAUGUACCUUCAGUAUAUUGAAUACACAGCUUUAGCCAGCACUGACAUGUUACACUAAUGUUCUGGCACACUUACGCAGGAAAAUUAUAACAGGGUUCUACUGUAUGUAUUCCUUGAAGUAAUGGAUAAUACUUUGUGAUUUAAUUAUGAGAACUUUUUGGUCAAAUUAAUGGCAUACAUAACAAAUGUUUCCUAUUACGACCUGUAUUAAUCUGCUGUAGUUUCUUUCACAGUUGGCAAGGUAUUACUGUACAUGUGUGUUGUUAACCGCUUAAAUGCUUUUUAGAUAUUCAUGUGGCUUCAAAUUUUUGUAGUAUCUGAAUUUGGUAUACAUUUUAAUCCAGAUUAAAGUAGAUUAUUAACAGUAAGUUCUCAUCUAAUGUUGUGGUUUUAGUCAAAAUAAAUUUUUAUAUUACCUUUUUUUUUUUGCUAGAUCUGAUUUUUGCUGAAGAGCUUGUGAAUAGAGAAUAAUUUAAGUGUUUUGUGAUACUUUUUUUGUAUGCUUUAUUGUCAUGUUUAAAUUAGCUAGGUAAAUAGUACAAAGCUCAAUCUGUUUCACUUUUGUACAGUAUUGAGUUAUUUAUAGAUGCUUCAUAAUAAUAGAUACAAAAUAGUUGAUAGAUUUGGUUACAUUCUAAUACGUGUGUUAACUUUCUGCUGAUUCAAUCCAAUUUAGUUAAGAAUAGCUGAUAUGCUAGUUGAAUGAGUAAGAUAGUGGAACUCUCUUGUAAUGUAUUAAACUUACUUCUCACAGGAUAUCUCUGGUGUAAUGUUCAUUAAUGUCUGUCUGCCUGUGGAGACACACAUUUCCAUGGUAAAUAUGGCAAAAAAAAAGUAUUGUUUUUUUUUUUUUAAAUAUGUGUUAACAAAAACAUGAAAUUUGUACCUCUUCAUGAGGAAUAGAUGCAAACUAUUCUUCAUGCACAACUGUAUAUCUUUUGCAAAUAAAUUUUUCACCAAAAA